CGAAUGCCAAAAAUGUCUGAGCACACACCAGCUCCAUACAGACCUCGUUCUGUCUACGGAUAUGCAUUAUAUAUCGGCUCUAAUAUGUUAUUCUUCCUGUAUUUGGUUUGGGCAGUGGUUCCAGAAAAUUUCUUCGACGAAAAACUCGGCCUCACUUACUGGCCAGUUAAAUAUUGGGCAGUAGCUAUUCCCAUUUGGGCAUUGACUGCAAUCGCUAUUUUCGCCUUUAUUAUCUAUCCGGGGAUCAAUAUGCUGAUGACACCGGAUAUUGAUGACAUUAGAACUAUAAAGGAUCAGUAUUCCCUCGUUCAGAGUGAACACAUACCUGGAGGCAUCCCACCAGUUUCUGACUUACCCAUCACUGAUGUUUGCAGACGAUUAUAUUUGAAAGAGAGAGUUAAUAAACAGCAUUGAUACAAAAUAAUCGUUUUCGUGGAGGAAUUCAAAUAUUUUUAUAAAGGAAAAUCUCAAUUUGUGGUGGCCGCUCUAAAUAACAGGGUAAAAAUAUUACAUCACAAUAUCUCAGUUUUUAAUAUUAUCAUGGAAAAUAUCACGAUGAAAGAUAUUAUUGGCAAUAAUGUCAGAAAAUCAAAAUAUCACAGUGGGAAAUGUUAUUGAUAAAAAUGGCAUGUACUCGAAACAUCCUAAUGAUCGUAAGUACAAUUCUCAUUUUCGUCAUCCUGUCGCGAUAUUCCAAUCGUUUAUUUUCUCUUGGAUUUGUUUUGCGGAAUUAUUGAUUGUUCAGUAUUUUAUUUACUGGGCUUACUUAGAUAUUGAUUUUCAUACCCUGUGCAUCUGAUAUACUGAUUUUGGGCCAUUAUUAGUUUAUGAUAUUUUAGAUCGUAUAAGUUUUGAACUGUGGUAUUUUUAUUGUGAUGUUUUUCAAUUCAACAUCACUAUUGUCUGUCAUUUAGAGCGGUAACUCAAUUUGUUUAAAAUUAUUUCAUUCCCCUGAAUCCUAGGGUAUUAAAGUUCGGAGUUUUCCCCACGCGCUAAAUUCAGUCUGAAAUUUUUUGUUUAUGGACAUUAUUUAGGUGUUAAAUAUUUAUGGCGUUGUUACUAUGGAGUCUUUCUGCAUACCUUCACCGGGCAGAAAAUCCUGUUAGCAGUUUUUUUUGUACGAAUCAACCCCAAUCCACAAUGUAAAAAAAAAAACACAAAAUGCACUAUGAGUGCAGCGAAAUUAUACAGCACUUAUACGGGCAAUUGAUAAAUAAAUAUAAUUGCAAAUAAAUGAUCGACGAUCAAUUUCGUCCCGCGUUUUUGUUUCAUUCCACUCGUAAUAUAAACGUUCUACUUAAGUCUUGAUGUUUUUAGUAAAGUCUAUCAAGUUCAUUUAACAACUACGAACUUGUAUCGAGCAAUAAAUGAUUAUUUAUUAUGAAAUCGUGAGAAGUCUUUUUUUUCAGUCCAAAAAGGGGUUCAAUAUGAUAUCACUUGUUAUCAAAAUGUCUUCAGCAUAUAAUGAUGAAAUUAUUUCAAUUCAUGUUCCUCGAGAAAACUGUGAUAAAAUUAUUUUUACGUCAGUAAAAAUCAUGUAUGCGAACAGUGAAUUUAAAAUUAUCUUGAUUCAUUCUUUAUAUUGUAAAUGAAUUUUUAUACUCCGCUGACUAAAAUAAUCCAUUAAUUAAAAAAAUUCUUCCUUCUUUCUUUAAAGUGUUAAUUUGAGAUUAACAUUUUAUGUAUUAAAUUUUUUAUAAAAAACAUAUCUUGAACAUUUUGAAAUCGAGAAGAUUUUACUAAGGAUCUCAUUGAAUUUGGUGAUGAUUUGAUUUAUAAUUAAUUAUGUAACCAAUGAAUGAAUUAUUGAAAUAAUGAUUAGAUGAAAAAAAUCAAUUACAAUCACUUUAUGCAUUUAUAAUAUAUAUAUACAUAACACAACAGUCAUACUGGUAAUUCACGAAUAAGUUGCUCGUUUUUUAAUAUUAUUUUUUGACAAAUAAUUCUAAAUUAUACAAAUAUUUAGUCUCCAGAGUGUAGUACAUGGUUAACCAAUAUUUUUCAAUAUUUUUUCAUUAAUUAUUCAAUUUAUUUUUCUGUUUUAUCAUCUAGAUUCAGACAUGUUACAGACUGCGUACGCGAAAAAAAAAUUACUCGAGAUUUUUGUAUGCGUCAGUAGUUUUUCAGUAAUUGUUUAUAUUAUUAUAUAUAUAACUAUCUGGUACUACCUAAGCUCGUAAAUGUGAUGUCUCAUCUAGAAUUUCGUGAACUCAUGAUUGAAAAGAAUAAUAUAAUUGUUGAAAAAUAGGCGAA
Molecule: messenger RNA, 2253 nt
Organism: Fopius arisanus
Lineage: Eukaryota; Metazoa; Arthropoda; Insecta; Hymenoptera; Braconidae
Gene: PIG-P
Product: phosphatidylinositol glycan anchor biosynthesis class P
Exons: 1
Coding region: 4-414 (136 amino acids)
Biological process (GO): GPI anchor biosynthetic process
Cellular component (GO): endoplasmic reticulum
Molecular function (GO): phosphatidylinositol N-acetylglucosaminyltransferase activity
Source: RefSeq, a predicted model, not a curated record